Messenger RNA from Funneliformis geosporum, 981 nucleotides. Lineage: Eukaryota; Fungi; Glomeromycota; Glomeromycetes; Glomerales; Glomeraceae. The record is from the annotation of a GenBank genome assembly.
AUGAUUAAUAGUAUCAUUCGUCCUUUUAUUAAACCCCCAUUUCCUCCACCAAUUGGUCCAAAAGAUUUAAUAACAAAAUCUAUCGCCGGUAAAAAACCGAGUCGAGCUCCUAAUGCAUUUAUUAUUUAUCGUAAAAUGUAUGUUCGAGAGUCUAGGAAUGAAGGUUAUUGCUUCCCAAUGACCGUUCUUUCUUCAAUGGUUAGUCAAUCUUGGGAAAAAGAACCGGAGGAAGUGAAGGAUUAUUAUAAAAGGCUAGCCAAGGCAACUUUCGAUUAUCGUAAUGAAUUAUAUCCUAAAUCUGAAAAUAAAAAGAAAAAGAGAAGUAACUGGAAUGUGAUCUCCUUUGAAAAGGUUUUAAAUCAAAAUAAUGAUAAUGAAAAGUUCACACCUGUCACAACCCAUUUUGAUAACAUCUCGACUCCUAAUAAUGAUAAUCAUCAUCAAAUUGACGAACUGAAUUUCAUUAAUCAGAUUUUAACUCCGGACCUUUCAUCCACUGCGGCCACUUCGCCAACCAUUGAUGAAAUUAAUGACCAACCCGUUCUUGAUCCCAAUCAAAACUUUAAUGAAUUUUAUAACCAACCCUACAUUGAUACCAAUCAACCCUACCCGAAUCUAUUAACUUCAAGUGAUGAUAAUUGGAACUUUAAUUCUUAUACUGAUGAUUGCGGUCAACAACUUUUUGAAAAUUUUCAACAAGGAUUUGAUUCUUGUGAUUUCUUCGUUAAUCAAAUUAUUGACAAUCAAAUUCAAAAUUUUAAUGACUUUCCAAAUCAACAACCAAAUCGUUUUCAAGUAUAUCCCGAUAAUUCUACCACCUCUUCUGAUGCACUCGGCAUCUUUCAACAUCAGGAUGAACCUGCGUCGAAUUUACAGCCAUUUCAUUCCAGCACGAAUGUAAUGAAUGAUAUCAACACUAUUUCGGAUAACGCUUUCGCUACUUUUAUGUUCGAACCAUUUGAUUACCAUACUUUUUAUUAA